GGCAGCGGCGGCGGCAAGAACAGCCUGGUGAAGCCACCCUACUCCUACAUCGCUCUCAUCACCAUGGCCAUCCUGCAGAGCCCCAAGAAGCGGCUGACGCUGAGCGAGAUCUGCGAGUUCAUCAGCGGGCGCUUUCCCUACUACCGGGAGAAGUUCCCUGCGUGGCAGAACAGUAUCCGCCACAACCUCUCCCUCAAUGACUGCUUCGUCAAGAUCCCCCGGGAGCCCGGCAAUCCUGGCAAGGGCAACUACUGGACGCUUGACCCCGAAUCCGCCGACAUGUUCGACAACGGGAGCUUCCUGCGCCGCCGAAAGCGCUUCAAGCGGCAGCAGCUCCCGGCGCCCGAGCUUCUGCUGCGCGCCGUGGACCCCGCCGCCUUCCUCCCGCAGCCUCCGCCGCAGCCUCCGCAGCAGCCGCCCUGCGCCUACGGACCCUACGGCUGCGGCUACGGUCUCCAGCUCCAGCCUUACCACCCCCACUCCGCCCUCUUCGCCUUCCACCACCACUCUCCGCCGCCCCGCCAGCCCCCUGCCGCCCCC
Molecule: messenger RNA, 540 nt
Organism: Pyrgilauda ruficollis (rufous-necked snowfinch)
Lineage: Eukaryota; Metazoa; Chordata; Aves; Passeriformes; Passeridae
Product: forkhead box protein D1
Exons: 1
Biological process (GO): anatomical structure morphogenesis; cell differentiation; regulation of transcription by RNA polymerase II
Molecular function (GO): RNA polymerase II cis-regulatory region sequence-specific DNA binding; DNA-binding transcription factor activity, RNA polymerase II-specific
Source: RefSeq, a predicted model, not a curated record